GACAGGAGCUGAAAAACACACAGGUCGCUCACAGGUCCGUUUUGUGACGUCUCACUGGCGUAUUUCAGACAAAGUUAAAAGCUUCAAUUUAACCGAAAAACGAUUCAGGUGGUGGCGAAAGGAAUAAGUCGGAGGGACGUGCUGUGAUUUGAGGGAAGAGCGGGAAAAGGUGUCCCAAGGUGUUGAUGGCGACAUGGAUGAUUACUUCAGGGCGUGUGUGGAAAAAUGAAGAUCAGCUCAUAAACCAGUUAGUUCGCUUGAGGCAGGUUGGCGCCUUGUAGGCUGGGUGAUGCUGAUGGACCAGAACACUCAGUGGCUGUACCAACUCCUGGCUGAGGUCCAGCUGGAGAAGUUCUACCUGCUUGUCAGAGAUAACCUCAACAUCACCCGGAUCGAGCACUUUGCCUACGUUAAGGAGUCUGAUCUGGAGCAGGUCGGGAUCAGCAAACCCGCACAAAGAAGAUUAUGGGAUGUUCUAAAACGCCACCGAACAAAUGUACGGCCACGGAUGGCAAAGGCUAACAGUCGAGGUCAAGAUGGGUGUGAGCAAGGCCUGGAGGCGACCAGUCGGACUCUUCCUUGCCUUAUCCCGGACACCGAACUGGUACUCGGGGAGAAGCUGGGCUCCGGCUCCUUCGGAGUGGUGAAGAAGGGCGAGUGGCACACGCCCUCCGGAAAAGUGCUGCUUGUGGCAGUAAAGACGCUAAGGGCCAGCCUGUCUGCGCAGAUGGACUUCAUGAAAGAUUUCUUCCAAGAAGUGACGACCAUGCAGUCGUUAGACCACCUCAACAUCAUCCGGCUCUAUGGUGUGGUGCUCACACAACCCCUAAAAAUGGUAACAGAGUUGGCUCCUUUGGGUUCGCUGUACGAUAUGCUACGUGCACGCCAGUAUGAGUACCCUCUGGUCCGCCUCUGGCUCUUUGCUACCCAGAUUGCAGCAGGUAUGGACUACCUGGAGAGCCGGAGGUUCAUCCAUAGAGACUUGGCUGCACGAAACGUGCUGCUGGCAUCCAGAGAACUGGUCAAGAUCGGAGACUUUGGCCUGAUGCGCGGCCUGAGCCAAGAAGUAGACCAUUAUGUGAUGUCGGCGCACAAGCGGAUUCCGUUUGCAUGGUGUGCUCCCGAGAGUCUCCGUGUUGGCUCCUUUUCCCAUUCUUCGGAUGUGUGGAUGUUUGCCGUCACCCUCUGGGAGAUGUUCACCUACUGUGAAGAGCCGUGGUUUGGUCUUUCAGGCAGACAGAUACUGUGGCGAGUGGAACGGGAGGGUGAACGACUGGAGAAACCACCGGAUUGUCCCCAAGAGCUGUAUGGCGUCAUGAGAAAGUGCUGGGCCUGCAACCCUGCAGAUCGACCCACUUUUGCCCAGCUUAUCACGCUUUUAGCAGAGGCCAAACCUCUGGAGGUACAAGCAGCAAGGGAUUUUGCAGAACACAGAAAACUUGCACUUACAGCCACCGACGUUGUGACCGUCAUAGACCACGGGUUGGAGAUGACUGAGUGGAGGGGUCAGAACCAGAGGACUUUGUCAGUGGGCUGGUUUCCUGCCUGCCUGAUAGUGCCGUUACUUCCUUCGGUCUCUGCAGUUGUGAUUUCCAGCAACGCCGGACCAAACCCUGCCUCUCAACCCACCUACAUCUCACCACCCCAAAAGGGUAUCUUCCAUCACGCGGGACACGGAGACGUCAACCCUGAUCGUAGCUGGGGAAAACCUGAGACCUUGGAUGAUAUGGACUGGAAUACUGGAAAGCAGGGCUCCAAUCUGCAGAAAAUGGCAGGUAUGUCUCGGAGCCUGGAGUCAGUCUUGGGUGCCCCUCGUGCCAGGGCCCUUUCAGUUGACGUGGUCAGAGUGGAUCAGCACGGCAGACUUCUCCCCCCCGCAAUGGUGGCUCAUAGCGCGGUGAUGCAACAGGACCCCCGUCGGUUGAGUGAGGCCAGUAUCAUCCCUCCUGCGCGCCCGCCGCCCCCAAAUAUGAAACGCCUGAAAACCCAGAGAAGGCCCGGCGUUCCCCUAAACCCUGGCUCCCUGUGGUCGCCACAGAUGGUCCACUACCACCUGCCACAGCCUCAGCUGCCAUUCCAGCCUCAGCCGGGGGGUAGCAACCUGGCCAAGCUGUCCCACCUGGCUCGAUCUACCCCCCAGCUAGCAGACCAUACAGAUGGCAGAGAGGCGAAUCGAGAAAGGGAGCGAAUGAGAGAUCGACAGAGGGAUAAAUCGCCUCAUGUGCAGAACACGAAGGAGGCUCUGAUCGCGCAGGUUAUGGAGGCGGUACACGGCGUGACCACGGAGGAAGUUCACAACGCACUUCACCGGAAUGACUGGAAUCCAGUAAAAGCUGAGCAGCUACUCAAGAUGGAGCAGCUGUAUUCGCUGAGCGUUUGCUCUCGAGAGGAUUGCGCAAAGAUCCUCUCCAGGUACCAGUGGAACCUGCAGCUGGCCAGCCGCUACCUGAUCCGCUAUUCGCGGGAUGAUCGACCCGGCCCAGGUGAAAGAGAGCGACCUCAGAUCGGCGCAGAAAGACGAGUUUGACAUCAACUCAAAUGAUCUUUUGUAGCGAUCUCCUGCUGGGUACAACCUCCAAACAGAAAUGGAUGUACGACGUCACUACGGAGGAUGAAGAUGAAAGGGGGAAUAAAAACGACAAUCACAACACACACACCUUGCAUUUUUAAGUGGUUACCAGCGCAUUUAGUUUUUUGCAAAUAGUUUUGUAUCUUCAUGCAUUUGUACAUAGUUUUUAUGUUGAUUGUUUGGUCAAAUAAAUGGGGAUCCAACUACA
This is a messenger RNA of Thalassophryne amazonica, 2777 nucleotides long. RefSeq names its product tyrosine kinase, non-receptor, 1 (gene tnk1). NCBI's taxonomy places the organism in Eukaryota, Metazoa, Chordata, Actinopteri, Batrachoidiformes, Batrachoididae. The record is from RefSeq and is a predicted model, not a curated record. Gene Ontology annotation, molecular function: ATP binding; protein binding; protein tyrosine kinase activity. The transcript is spliced from 14 exons. Gene Ontology annotation, biological process: protein phosphorylation. The coding region runs from base 290 to 2527 and encodes 745 amino acids.